AAGUCCCACUUCGCAGUCUGCAAACAGUAAUUACCUCUGUGAAAUGAGCAGAGGUCCUUAAAAGGGUCUGCAGGCUUCCAGGAUCUUUCCGGGGGUGAGCGGGAUUCGGGGCUGAUAACCCAGUUGCCUAGGAAUUGAGCAGGGCCGGCUGCAAACUUCUCAGCUGUUGACAGGCUGGCCUCGCUGAGAACACUGGUUAAAUAUAGCACGCGCAGCUCAGAGCCCCAACAAAGUCACUGCGCUGACAGUGUGCGGGGAGCAGCAGAGGAGAAACUUAAUCUCAGAACCCAACAACACCUAGCAACAGUUGAAAAAACUUUGAAACAAAAGUCGGGGUGGGAGAUAGGCGACUUCCAAUUCCUGCCGGUCCCAUCUGAAGGAGAAGCUGCAGCUACUCUGUGCCGUUUCCUGUAUGACUUCAGUUACUGGCUAGUCCCAGCUGAGUGGGAAAAAGAGCUUUCCUCAGUCUUCUUUUGGGCUGGCUAGUUUUCCAGGACUCGGUCUUGGGCUGUGGGACAAGCCACUGGGUUCUUCAAGAAAUAAACCAGCCGAGAAAGUUAAACAAGUCGCCAGCAGGUGGGAAUGAGAUCACGAAACCAAGGUGGCGAAGGUUCAUCUAACGGGCACGUCUCCUGCCCCAAGUCCUCCAUCAUCGGCAGUGCUGGCGACACAAGCCCCGCAGAAGAUGCAAAGAAGAACAAGGCAAAUCGGAAGGAGGAGGACAUCAUGGCUUCGGGAACGGUCAAACGGCACCUCAGACCAUCUGGAGAAAGUGAAAGGAAGGCUAAGAAGACGCUGGAGUUAUCCAAGGAGGACCUCAUCCAGCUCCUGAGUAUAAUGGAAGGGGAGCUGCAGGCUAGGGAAGAUGUGAUCCACAUGCUGAAGACAGAGAAAACCAAGCCCGAGGUUCUGGAGGCGCAUUACGGGUCUGCAGAACCAGAGAAAGUGCUUCGCGUGCUGCACCGAGAUGCCAUCCUUGCUCAGGAGAAGUCCAUAGGAGAGGAUGUCUAUGAGAAACCCAUCUCAGAGCUGGACAGACUGGAGGAAAAGCAGAAGGAGACAUACCGCCGCAUGCUGGAGCAGCUGCUGCUGGCCGAGAAGUGCCACCGGCGCACCGUGUACGAGCUGGAGAACGAGAAGCACAGGCACACUGACUACAUGAACAAAAGCGACGAUUUCACCAACCUGCUGGAGCAGGAGCGAGAGAGGUUGAAAAAGCUCCUUGAACAAGAAAAGGCUUACCAAGCCCGCAAAGAAAAAGAAAAUGCUAAGCGGCUCACUAAGCUUCGGGGCGAGCUUGUGAAACUUAAGUCCUUUGCUCUCAUGCUGGUGGACGAGAGGCAGAUGCACAUCGAGCAGCUGGGCCUGCAGAGUCAGAAAGUCCAGGACCUCACUCAGAAACUGAGGGAGGAGGAAGAAAAGCUCAAAGCCGUCACUUGCAAAUCCAAAGAAGACCGCCAGAAACUGCUCAAGCUGGAAGUGGACUUUGAACACAAGGCCUCGAGGUUUUCCCAGGAGCACGAAGAGAUGAACGCCAAACUGGCAAACCAAGAGUCUCACAACAGACAACUUCGACUCAAACUGGUCGGCUUGUCUCAGAGGAUUGAGGAGCUGGAAGAGACCAAUAAAAAUCUUCAGAAGGCGGAGGAAGAGCUUCAGGAGCUGAGGGGUAAAAUCGCCAAAGGGGAAUGUGGCAACUCUAGCCUCAUGGCGGAAGUGGAAAGUCUGCGCAAGCGCGUGCUUGAGAUGGAGGGCAAGGACGAAGAGAUCAGCAAGACUGAGGCCCAGUGCCGGGAGCUGAAGAAGAAGCUCCAAGAAGAAGAGCACCACAGUAAGGAGCUUAGGUUAGAGGUGGAGAAGCUGCAGAAGCGCAUGUCUGAACUGGAGAGGCUGGAGGAAGCCUUCAGCCGGAGUAAGUCGGAAUGCACCCAGCUCCAUUUGAACCUGGAGAAAGAGAAGAACGUAACCAAAGACCUGCUCAACGAGCUGGAGGUGGUCAAGGGCCGAGUGAAAGACCUCGAAUGCUCGGAAAGUAGACUGGAGAAGGCUGAGUUAAGCCUCAAAGAUGACCUGACGAAGCUGAAGUCCUUCACCGUGAUGCUGGUGGACGAGAGGAAGAGUAUGAUGGAAAAAAUAAAGCAAGAAGAGAGAAAGGUGGAUGGGUUGAAUAAAAACUUUAAGGUGGAACAGGGAAAGGUUAUGGAUGUAACGGAAAAGCUCAUCGAGGAAAGCAAGAAGCUUUUGAAACUCAAGUCUGAAAUGGAGGAGAAGGUGUACAGCUUGACAAAGGAGAGGGAUGAGUUGAUGGGUCGACUGAGGACCGAAGAAGAGAGGUCCUGUGAGUUAAGCUGCAGCGUGGACUUACUAAAGAAGAGACUUGACGGCAUAGAGGAGGUGGGACGGGAAAUGAGCCGAGGUAGAUCGUGCAAGGGGCCCGCCGAGUUCACCUGCCCAGAAGACAACAAGAUCCGGGAACUGACGCUGGAAAUCGAGAGGCUGAAGAAGCGCCUUCAGCAGUUGGAGGUGGUGGAGGGGGACUUGAUGAAGACCGAGGACGAGUACGACCAGUUAGAGCAGAAGUUCAGGACGGAGCAGGAUAAGGCGAACUUCCUCUCUCGGCAGCUGGAGGAAAUCAAACACCAAAUGGCCAAGAACAAAGCCAUAGAGAAAGGGGAGGCUGUGAGCCAGGAAGCCGAGCUGCGGCACAGGGUUCGGCUGGAGGAGGCGAAAAGCCGCGACCUGCAGGCCGAGGUGCAGGCUCUCAAGGAGAAGAUCCAUGAGCUGAUGAACAAAGAGGAUCAGCUGGCUCAGCUCCAAGUCGACUAUUCUGUCCUUCAGCAGAGAUUUAUGGAAGAAGAAAACAAGAACAAAAGCAUGGGGCAGGAGGUUCUCAACCUGACCAAAGAGCUGGAGCUUUCCAAGCGCUACAGCCGAGCUCUCAGGCCCAGUGGGAACGGCAGGAGGAUGGUGGACGUGCCGGUGGCCUCCACGGGGGUACAGACUGAGGCGGUGUGUGGGGACGCUGCAGAGGAGGAGACCCCUGCUGUAUUCAUUCGCAAAUCCUUCCAGGAGGAAAAUCACAUCAUGAGUAAUCUUCGUCAGGUGGGCCUGAAGAAGCCCAUUGAACGAUCCUCGGUCCUCGACAGGUAUCCCCCAGCAGCGAAUGAGCUCGCCAUGAGGAAGUCUUGGAUUCCUUGGAUGAGAAAAAGAGAAAACGGCCCCUCCACUCCGCAGGACAAAGGGCCCAGGCCAAACCCAGGAACAGGGCACCCUGGGGAGCUGGUCCUAGCACCGAAGCAGGGCCAGCCCCUGCACAUCCGAGUGACGCCCGACCACGAGAACAGCACUGCCACCCUUGAGAUCACAAGCCCCACAUCCGAAGAGUUUUUCUCUAGUACCACCGUCAUUCCUACCUUAGGCAACCAGAAACCAAGGAUAACCAUUAUUCCAUCACCCAAUGUCAUGUCGCAAAAGCCCAAAAGUGCAGAGCCUACUCUCGGCCCAGAGCGAGCCAUGUCCCCCGUCACGAUUACUACUAUUUCCAGAGAGAAGAGCCCAGAAGUUGGAAGGGGCGCGUUUGCAGACAGGCCCGCGUCCCCCAUCCAGAUCAUGACGGUGUCAACGUCUGCAGCGCCUCCUGAAAUCGCUGUCUCUCCUGAAUCCCAGGAAGUGCCUAUGGGAAGGACUAUUCUCAAAGUCACCCCGGAAAAACAAACUGUUCCAACCCCCGUGCGGAAGUACAACUCCAACGCCAACAUCAUCACCACGGAAGACAACAAAAUUCACAUUCACCUGGGUUCUCAAUUUAAACGAACCCCUGGGCCUGCAGCUGAAGGCGUGAGUCCAGUCAUCACCGUCAGGCCUGUCAACGUGACAGCGGAGAAGGAAGUUUCUACAGGCACGGUCCUCCGCUCUCCCAGGAACCACCUCUCUUCACGACCCUGUGCUAGCAAAGUGACCAGCACCAUAACCAUAACCCCGGCCACAACGUCAUCCACACGAGGAACCCAAUCGGUGUCAGCACAAGAUGGGUCAUCUCAGCGGCCUACACCCACCCGCAUUCCUAUGUCUAAAGGUAUGAAAGCUGGAAAGCCAGUAGUUGCAGCCCCUGGAGCAGGAAAUCUGACCAAAUUCCAGCCUCGAGCUGAGACUCAGUCUAUGAAAAUAGAGCUGAAGAAAUCUGCGGCCAGCAGCACUACCUCUCUUGGAGGGGGGAAGGGCUGAGGGCAGUGGCUAAGGGGGUAUGUUGUAAGGAUGCUACUGCUGCUGUGGAAACAAACUUUCCUCUGUUUGUGCCAACCCUUUCCAUGUACUACUAAUUUAAGUUUUAAAUAUCUUGUUUAUAAAAUAACCAUCUAAGAGCCAUGCGUUUUUCCUAUUCUGUGCAUUUGUUUCAAUGCAGAGGCAUAGAACUGAUUAGCAAAGUUGCCCAUUUGCUGAAUGUUUUGUCAAAGAUGCUGGUCCUGAGAGAGGGUCUGGCCUCCAGUUCAGUUUCACUUCUACCAUGUGGCCCCAUCCCGGUUAGCUCAUCAAAUGAAGAAGUCCUCAGUAUCCUCACUAGUGAGAUUUGGGGACCACAUUACAUGCUCCCAAAGACUGGCUCCCAAUUUUUCUAGUUGUAAGCCAAGUUUAAUAGACUUAGUUUUAAAAAAACAAACUAUUUUCAAACAAGACAGAAUUUAACAAUUGUCAUUAUGCACCAUCGAGUCUUGA
Messenger RNA from Acomys russatus (golden spiny mouse), 4713 nucleotides. RefSeq names its product filamin A interacting protein 1 (gene Filip1). The transcript has 6 exons. Lineage: Eukaryota; Metazoa; Chordata; Mammalia; Rodentia; Muridae. Bases 583 to 4224 code for a protein of 1213 amino acids. The record is from RefSeq and is a predicted model, not a curated record.